Messenger RNA from Triticum dicoccoides, 1730 nucleotides. Its product is annotated as aspartic proteinase 39-like. The coding region runs from base 116 to 1369 and encodes 417 amino acids. The record is from RefSeq and is a predicted model, not a curated record. Gene Ontology annotation, biological process: proteolysis. Gene Ontology annotation, molecular function: aspartic-type endopeptidase activity. NCBI's taxonomy places the organism in Eukaryota, Viridiplantae, Streptophyta, Magnoliopsida, Poales, Poaceae. The transcript is spliced from 10 exons.
GCUUCUGCUCCAACGCACGGUGCCGCUGCCGGCAUCGUCCCUGGAGACGCUCCAGAACCUGGACAAGAAGCGGUUCGCUAGCAGGACGAGCGUGCCGGACUUCGACUUGGUGGGCAUGCCCGGGCUGUAUUAUACACUCGUGACUUUGGGCAACCCACCGAAAAAUUAUUCUGUGCAAUUUGAUACCGGUAGCGACAUCAUGUGGGUUACUUGCAGCCCCUGCCCUGAUUGCCCGACGCCAGGUCGAAUCUAUGACACAUUGGAGGUGUACAACCCCAACAAUUCUUCAACGUCGUCCAACAUAUCAUGCUCUGAUGACAUGUGUAAACAUGCUAUCAAAUCAAAGAAUUCGAUAUGUCAAGCCUCGGACACUCCAAACAACCAAUGUGGUUACUGGCAGGAGUAUGCCGAUGGAACUACCACGGGAGGGUACUAUGUGUCUGAUAUAAUGCAUUUCGACACUGUCAUGGGAAACGGAAGUGAGGGGGCUACUGUUUCUUCUGCCUCCGUCGUCUUUGGAUGUAGUGACUCGCAGUCAGGGGCACUGCAACAAGAUGGAAUUAUGGGGUUUGGAAAGGCUGCACCAUCUGUUAUGUUGCAACUGAGCUCUCAAGGGGUGUCUCCUAAGGCCUUCUCUCAUUGUCUGACAAGUUCAGGUGAUGGUGGUGGCAUUCUUGUUCUCGGUGAAGUUGUAGAGCCAGGAUUUCUAUUUACUCCACUCGUUUCAUCACGGCCUGGUUACAACGUGAACAUGAAGAGCAUUUCUGUCAAUGGUCAAAAUGUCCCUAUUGAUUCUUCCUUGUUUACAACAUCAAAGACCCAAGAAACAUUUGUAGAUUCUGGAACAUCAUUAGCAUACCUUCCAGAUGGAGUUUAUGACCCUGUUAUUAGAGCGAUAAUUGAUGCUGCUCCAUCAUCUGUGAAUUAUAGUGUCAUAUCGGGAAAUGAAUGUUUUAUUUUCUGGAAAAGCAAUGUAUCUGAAUUUCCAAUAGUGGCACUAUAUUUUGAGGGUGGUGUUCCAUUGAGAGUGGGUCCGGCAAACUAUCUCGUGCCCAAGGCUGUAUCUGACCUUCCAGACAACGAAGUCAUAUUCUGCAUUGGCUUUCAAAGUAGCAAGAUGUUCAAGGGUUCUGAGCAUGCCACUAUUCUAGGAGAUCUUGUCUUACGUGAUAGGAUAUUUACAUAUAACUUGGAGAAGAUGCGCUUGGGUUGGAUAGACUAUAACUGCUCUCUAAUGAACAAGACCACCGUGGUUGUUGCCAGUGAGUCGCUGAGGAGCCACACACCAUCAUACUUCGGCCUAAUGAUAGCUAUUGGGGUUGCCCUCAUAAAUACUAACAUCAUUGCACUGCUGUGGCUCGAUAGCUAAUAGGGGAAACUAGCAAUGGAGCCAGGACGUGUCGAAGUUCAAUGUCGGUGGAGCGUUGAAAGUGAAUCCGGUGAGGCAAGGAACAGCCUUAGGAUAAACCGUGCACAACUAUCUCGCUGAACAAGUUGUUUUCAUGAACUUAAUUAUCUCAUUGAAGAAGUGAAUAAUCUAGCCCUGCUGAGACUUGAGACCACUCAGUGUAAGAGGUAGCUUGCCAAAUUUGGCAAUAUGCGAGAGGUGGAUGCCGCUUUUGCAUUAACGUUCUCAAGUUUGUAGUCUGGUUGAUGCCUAUGGUAGCCCUAAACUGAUUUUAGGCACUCAAGUUUGUAUACAUCUGGUUGACGCCUAUGGUAUCACUAAA